Fusarium falciforme is the source of this 1491-nucleotide messenger RNA. RefSeq lists its product as hypothetical. The transcript is spliced from 2 exons. Bases 1 to 1491 code for a protein of 496 amino acids. The record is from RefSeq and is a predicted model, not a curated record. Gene Ontology annotation, molecular function: N-acetyltransferase activity. Lineage: Eukaryota; Fungi; Ascomycota; Sordariomycetes; Hypocreales; Nectriaceae.
AUGUCGAAAUCAACAGCUUCAAGCGUGAAGCCGCGCGUCCUUCGUAAGCUGGGCCAUUUCGAGCGCUUCCAAACGUCAUUGUUGACAAUGGAAUUAGCAUGUGGCCCAAUCGUCACAAGUCUCUAUCGCAUCCCCGAGCAUCUCCAAGAUUCGCACGACAAGCAAGUCGACGCACUCGAGGUCGCUGUCGCAGACACAAUCCGCAAACAUCCUCUCCUGCAAGUCGGAGUAAUUGGCGAAAAGACGAAGCGACCCUCCUGGAUUCAACUCGACGAGGUGAAUCUCAAGAACCACAUUGUCUGGAAAACCGUUGAUCCCAACGACGAAUACGAUGCCAAGCUCAAUGAAAUCACUCCUCAAGAACUCGACACCACGUUUGGAAAUUUCGCAACACGACCAGGCUGGCGGUUGCUUGUCCUGGAGCUUGAGGGUCAGAACUUGCUUGAAGUCAUGUUUAUCUGGAACCACAUGUGCACGGAUGGGAAUGGAGGCAAGAUCUUUCACGAGUCGUUGCUGGAAUCCUUGAACACGCCCAAUCUCCCACCGCUCGAAAAUCACGUCUUCAAGACCACGACAACAGCUGAGAAUAUGCUCCCGCCGCAAAAUGUCAUUGCCAAGUACAAAAUUACGCCCAAGUUUGCUGCCGCCAACAUCUGGGAAGAGCUGAAGCCUCCCAUGCUCGAGUCUAAGACCGCAUAUGUUUCAUGGGCCGAUAUCACGAGGACUCCUCGCAAGACACAAAUCAGAAGCUUCAACAUCGACAACGAAUCCACCCAGAAGAUCCUCUCAGCCUGUCGAUCGCACAAUACAACUCUCACGGGUCUCUUGCACGCCGCCGCAUUCAUGUCUCUUGUGCAUCAACUACCAGAGGAAAAAUUGGCUUCCAUCAUUUCACAAACUCCUCUCAAUCUGAGGCGCUUCAUCAAGCCCAACCCCAAAGCCUAUUCUGGACUUGAGCCCAAGCAGCUAAUCGCAAAUUACGUGACCAUGAUGGACCAUGUUUUCAAAAAGAGUCUUGUCCAAAAGUUUCGCCAACAGUCGAGAGGCGUAGGUGACGAGGAACGAUUUGCUGCCCUUGAGGAAGAGAUGUGGUCUGCGGCCGUUUUUAUCCGGGGAGAAAUCAAGGACAAACUUGACCUCGGAUUAAAGAAUGACGUGGUAGGCUUGAUGGGUGUGGUAGGAGACUGGGACAAGUUCCACAAGGAUGAGUUGAAAAAACCCAGGACAGCAUCUUGGCUGGUCAGCAACGUGGGUGUCAUCGACGGGCGGAACGAUGGGGAUGCUGCUUCACACUGGACCAUUGAGAGAAGCAAAUUCUCUCUCUCAGCCUGUGUUGUGGGAUGCAUGUUCAACAUUGGCGUAGUCAGCGUCAAGGGGAAAGAUCUAUUUGUCGACCUGACCUGGCAAAAUGGAAUUGUUGACGCUGGCAUCGCUGACCAGCUUAUUGCCGAUCUCGAGAAGUGGCUACGUCACGUUGCACAGGAGGCCUAA